Molecule: messenger RNA, 763 nt
Organism: Brassicogethes aeneus
Lineage: Eukaryota; Metazoa; Arthropoda; Insecta; Coleoptera; Nitidulidae
Source: the annotation of a GenBank genome assembly
AUGGACUGUGAGAUUGGGCCAACUGAUGAAUCCACCUUGGACAAUUCAGAUUUAUUUAAACGAUAUUUAAGCCCAUCCACCUCCCGAACACCAGGCACAAAAUUUAAUAAAAUACUGGAUAGGGACCAGGAAAGUUCUACAUCUGAAAGUCGGAGUUCCACGCCGUUACAAAGAAAUUUAAACAAAUCCCAGCCCAGGGUAUCAAAGAAUUCAUUAAUUGCUCAAUUUGAAGAAAGAUCUCAGAAGCGUAUGGAGAUCCUGGAGGCAAUGCACAAAAAAAAAGAUAAAACAGAGCCUGAAGAUGAAGUUGAUUUGUUUAUGAGAAGUAUUAGUAUGACAGUUAAAAAAUUUCCACCUGCUCUAUUAAAUGAAGCGAAAUUGGGCAUACUAAAACUUGUAAGUGAUAUAGAGCUAGCUGCCACACAUUUGCCACUAAAAUCGUCUACAAAUUUUAAUACUUCGCAAUCAACCGCCCCCACCGAAAGAUCAAAUGUACAUUUUUAUGAUACUUCUCAAUAUGAACAAUCACAUACUACCGCUGUAAGUUCGUUUUUUAAGGACUAUAAUCCAGAAAAUCAAAAUCCAGCAUUUUCCAAUGCAUCUGGACAUAUGGACUUAUAGUUGCAACACAUGUGUUAUAUUAUAAUGUUCUUUCUUUACUUGUGAUAUUGGAGUACCUAUGUUUAGUUAAAAUUGCUGUGUUGACUUAAACUGAGUUUAUGCUCUAAUAAUAAGAAAACAAUAACUUAAAUUAAAAAUUCCC